ACUGUGCACGGACACCGAACUAAGUUUUAGCUCUUCUCUAGAAGAGGUGUUACAGUCGCCAUUAUCUGUCCAACGCACAAUGUAGGGUCGUUUGAAACAAAACUAAGACCAUAAAUAUGUAUUGGGAUUGGUAUUGGGAUUGGGAUUGGAAUUGGAAUUGGAAAUGGGAAUGUGUAUACAUAUCGGGACAUUGGGAUUGAUAUUGGGACCUAACGUUGACAGAUAUUUCUCACGGUGUCUCCCGGUGUUGCCAAGUUUAACGUACUUUUUCACUUGUUACAGACGUGUAAGUGGAAGAAACGUAACAAGUUGUACCCAAAUUGAGUAAACUAAAAAGUACUCGGUCAAGGCGGGUCAGUACCCAGUGCCAAGUAUCCAGUCCAGUUGUAGAACGGGCGAAAGGCAAUGAGCAGAACGCAGAAGCGACGUCUGGGCUGUAAACAAGUUUAUGUGUUCAUUGGAAAUGGAGACAUUGUAAUGCAAUCGAAUUUUUAAGUAUGGAAAACAACUAAACUACCGCUUUUCGCAACUUUAGUAUUUCAGACUUCAAUAAUAUAAUAUAAUAUAAUACAAUAUAAUAAUGUGUAAUGUAUAUAAUAUAGUAUAUAUAUAUAUAUUAAUAUGAAAUAGUAUAGUGUAUAAUAUAUUAUAUAUAAUAUAAUACAGUACAAUAUAGAUACGCGCUACUUUUCCAAAUAAUGUACAAGUACAAAUUAUUGCUGCGUUGCGACAACUUUAAUCGUUGGUUGGAAAAACAGUAGCUUGUCGAGAAGAAAUAUUUUUUAAACGAACGUAAUACGCCGGUAGAAAGAGAAAAUUUGUCGGUAACGUAAGAGCAAGUCGAUCAUCGUUAUAGGGAAAAUAAAUAGCAAAGAGAAAGUACUUGUAAAUAUUCGGUUUAAUUUGAUCGAACACGGUCUUAUCUCGGUAUUUAAAUUCAGAUAUGGAUAAUACGACUAAAGAAAACCGGCGUUCGCGACUAACGAUUUUAUUAGAAAUCCUCGCGUUGCUUCGUUACCUUAUUAAAAAUCGAAAAAAAGAAUCCCUCGCUCGUCGAACGCAUAGAAACACGGAGUUGCAAAAUUUGGCAAGAAACAACAAGGCUGAAUCGCAACUGAAACAACUGUUACACGUAGUUUACCUACAAUGGGCGGUUAUGCUCGAACGAACAACCGGAGCAGAUCGGAGAGCGGUAGAGUUUCCGAAAACAAAUAUCCGUAGAAAUUUGGAACACGUGUCGACGAUACAAGACAGAGAGCUCCCUUGGAAUACGUUAGCUAGGAGUUACGACCGUGAAAUGAACAGAAAAUGUGUACAAGAGGAAGAAGCAGGAUCGUUUGUAACUCGUCCGAAUUUUGUGAAGAAAACGCGUAACCUGCGAGAAAGUAAUUUGCACGAUGCGCAUUACGAGGCAAGGAAACGAUGCUUGGACCGAUCGAAGAAGUACGACGAAACCAUUGGAACCCUUCAUGUUUAUAAAACAACUCUUUUACGAGAUAGAGACAACCUUAACAGAGAUCGAGCUAUCGCGGAGAAUAAAAUCGUCGAGCAACUCGAUUUGUACAAUCGGUUGAAAGAAGAACAAAAAUCGAACGCGACGAACGUUUUUCUAGCAACGGUAGAACGUUUUCGUUUGAAUCGCGCCGCAAAGAUUAUUCAGCGAAAUUGGAGAUUAUACGCUAGACGCGCGUCUUCUAAAAAAAAGCGGGGCAGGAAGUAAGGAGUUUACGCGACCUCUGUACGCUCGACCUCGCAACAGAGAAGGCGUCGUUGUUCGUACACGUACGCGCGUCCGUGUAUGUAUUGCUAUCGCGCGUUCGAAAAAUUGAUGCUUCUUUUUUUAUCAGACUCUUUUCGAGGAUCGGAUCAUCGUCGACGUUGCAUCGCGAACACGCGCAUUGCUAAAAUUCGUCUUGUUACGUUUCAUCGCGGAAAACGGAAAACGGAAAACGGAAAACGGCUGUCUCGGUAUGGUUUUUAAACGGACGCAAUUAUUAAGAUCCAUCCACGAUCGAUCGUGCGCUGCUAUGUUUAGAAUUCUCUCCGUCGGUCUCCGUAGCUCGGUCUCCGUUUCUUCGGUAGCUCGGUUUUCACCGGCGUACCAUCUCGAUUUCGAAUUUCAACCGUACG
Messenger RNA from Megalopta genalis, 2130 nucleotides. Lineage: Eukaryota; Metazoa; Arthropoda; Insecta; Hymenoptera; Halictidae. The record is from RefSeq and is a predicted model, not a curated record.